Letharia columbiana is the source of this 927-nucleotide messenger RNA. RefSeq lists its product as uncharacterized. The transcript has 3 exons. Bases 1 to 927 code for a protein of 308 amino acids. The record is from RefSeq and is a predicted model, not a curated record. NCBI's taxonomy places the organism in Eukaryota, Fungi, Ascomycota, Lecanoromycetes, Lecanorales, Parmeliaceae.
AUGAAGCUAUCCACAACACUCGCUUUCGGCGCCCUCUUGGCCUUGUCUUCCGCCAUGCCCUUGGAGAGGAGACAAGACAUCACCAUUACCACCACUAUUGACGUCAUCGAGACCGUUGACGUAGUUGUUACCGUCUGGCUUCCACCUGGGGGUCAGCCGGCCGAUCAAGACCAACACCAGCAAGCCGCACAGCCAAAUAUACCAAACCCAGCACCGGUCGUUCAUAUUACCCCUGUGCAAGACGCAACUAUUCCUACCCAAACCCCGCCUCCAGCAGCACAGCAAAAUCCCAACGAAGCAGCUCAAAACCAGGCGAAUCAAGCCCAAGAACAGACAAAUCAUGCCCAAGCAGCUAAGAAUCAGGCUGCUCAAGACCAGUCAAUUCAUGCGCAAGACCUGGCAAAUCAAGCUCAAGAACAGGCGAAUGACAAUAAGGCAGCUCAGAACCAAGCAGCUCAGAACCAGGCAGCUCCUGCACCAAAAUCACCUGCAGUCCCCGCCAAUAGCCCAGCAGCAGCUCCUGCGAAAUCUCCAGCAACCCCACCAGCGACCCAAGACAAUACUUCGUCCGAUCAGACACAGCCAACAUCUGGCGGCUCAUGCGGCGAAAAUGGAGGCACUUGUACAGCCACCAAUGUCACCUAUUUCGGAGGCGGUUUGGGUGCUUGUGGCUGGUCCAACGAUACAACAUCCGAAGACUUCUUUGCUCUUGCUCACGACAUGAUGGGUCUGCAAUCAAACGGAAACCCCUUCUGCGGUCGUACAGCGGCCAUCGUGUACCAGGGCAAGACGAUCCACGGAACUCUGACAGACAAAUGCAUGGGCUGCGGUCUUCAAUCUAUCGAUCUCUCGCAACACCUAUAUGAUCAGAUGUUCGUUGAGAGCGUGGGCAACUACCACGAUGUCGAGUGGCAUUUCACCAGCUAG